UUAAUUAAUACUCCCAUGGCUCCACUCUGAAAAAACCUCAUAAUUAUCUCUCUCUCUCUCUCUCUCUCUCAAGUAGAUCUGAUCUCAAAGCAGCAAAGAGAAGAAGUAGAGAGAUGGGUCGUGGAGUGAGCUGUGGUGGAGGACAAAGCUCGUUGGGGUAUUUGUUCGGAAGCAACGAGGCACCAAAACCUGCUAAGGCGAAUGUGGAAGCUUCUACUCCAAGUGAAAGUAAAGCGGUGAUUAAAGAACCUUCCGUAAAGCCCAAUGCCGCUCCUCAGCCUGCAGUUUCUACCAAGCAAAUUCCUGCUGGCAUUCAUAGUAGCACCACUAACAACUACGUUCGAGCCGAUGGUCAAAACACUGGCAAUUUCAUCACGGAUCGACGGUCGACAAAAGUCCAAGCUGCCCCUGGAGGAGGUUCUUCUUUGGGUUACCUGUUUGGUGGUGGUAGCAAUUGAAGCUAAUUGCUGCAGAGCUGUAUUGAAUGAAGAUUAUUUUGUUUAAUUAAUGUUGAAUUUGUGAGUAAUUUGAGACCAUAUAUUUUUCAAAUUUGUUUUGAUUUGUGGCUAUAUCGUAUAUGUUUGUUUGUCGUUCGAAACCACGACUUUAAUAGAAUGGAUUUGUUAGCAAUCCAUCGAAAGUGAUCGGUUUGUAAGAAAACGAAGUCAUGUUUUCUUGUUGUUGUGUACCUUAAAUGUUUGUAUAAUUUCUUUGUAUUUGAACAAGUGUGGAAAUAUAUAUCUUAUCAAAUAUGUCAAGCUUUGAUGAUUUC
Molecule: messenger RNA, 772 nt
Organism: Erythranthe guttata (spotted monkey flower)
Lineage: Eukaryota; Viridiplantae; Streptophyta; Magnoliopsida; Lamiales; Phrymaceae
Product: protein SPIRAL1-like 1
Biological process (GO): cortical microtubule organization
Cellular component (GO): cortical microtubule, transverse to long axis
Source: RefSeq, a predicted model, not a curated record